AUGUGGUAUUCCGAGCAUAGCGGUUGUGGCGGAGGGGCUUGGUGGAUUCAAGGCUUUAGGAGUCACAAUCCUAUCAUCUCCUUGAUCCGGCAGUGUUUGCCAGAUCCACUGCCAAUAGCCACAGCCGAGGAGGAUGACUACUACAAGUGGAAACUAGGUCCUCAAGGGGUCCCAAAAGCAUUUUCAGCAUCGGCUACUUGGAAUUUCCUUCACCCAUGCCCGCCUGCUGUCACCUGGAAUAAAGCAUUUUGGUCUUCUGGAAGGAUACCAAAACACGCUUUUAUCUGUUGGGUAGCUGCUAGGGACAGGCUGUACACUAGAGACAGGCUUAGGGAUUGGGGUCUGAUUAUCCCCACCGUCUGCCUCCUCUGCAACUCUGUUGACGAAUCAAGAGAUUACUUAUUCUUCAACUGCCCCUACAGCCAAGAGGUGUGGACGGCUUUUACCACGCCUGCAAACGUCCAUCCUCCUCUGCCUUUCGCUUUGCUGCUCAACUGGAUGGCCAGCCCACCGGCUACCAAGAAUGCCGCCCUCAUCAUCAGAUUCGCUUUCCAAGCUUCUUUAUAUGCUAUUUGGAAGGAAAGGAAUUCUAGACUUUAUUCGGCGGUCUUCCGCCCGACGGUUACUAUUGUGGAAGACAUCAAGAGACUGCUUCGAGCUCGACUAGACUCUCUCUCUCAGGCGCUUCCAAACACCCCUUCAUCAGUUUCGUACCUCUCCACCUGGUUCUCGAUUUACUAA
Molecule: messenger RNA, 741 nt
Organism: Thlaspi arvense
Lineage: Eukaryota; Viridiplantae; Streptophyta; Magnoliopsida; Brassicales; Brassicaceae
Source: the annotation of a GenBank genome assembly